Molecule: messenger RNA, 1017 nt
Organism: Frankliniella occidentalis (western flower thrips)
Lineage: Eukaryota; Metazoa; Arthropoda; Insecta; Thysanoptera; Thripidae
Gene: RpL23A
Product: 60S ribosomal protein L23a
Exons: 5
Coding region: 132-977 (281 amino acids)
Biological process (GO): translation; ribosomal large subunit assembly
Cellular component (GO): ribosome; cytosolic large ribosomal subunit
Molecular function (GO): structural constituent of ribosome
Source: RefSeq, a predicted model, not a curated record
GAAACUAUAACUGACCAGUCGGGGGCACUCUGCGACGCACAGCAGUCUGAGGGAUGUGGUAUUCGUGAACAAACCUUCCUUUCUCACCACGUUUCCUUUGCAGCGAUUUCCUGUCUCCUUUCUGUUCCAAAAUGCCACCGAAACAAUCGAAGCCGGGCGAUAAAGCUGGCGCUGCCAAGCCCGAAGCCAAAAAGGCUGAGAAGAAGCCUGCAGCUGCUGCAGGUACAUCUGGUGCUUCUGCCCCCAAGCAGGCCAAACCAGCAGCUGCCAAGCCUGCUGCUAAAGAUGCGAAGGCCAAGCCUGCAGCGAAGCCCGCUGCCAAGCCUGCUGCCAAGGCAGCUGGCAAGGGAGCUGCGAAGCCUGCUGCCAAGGCAGCUGGCAAGGGAGCUGCCAAGCCUGCCGCCAAGGCAGCGGGCAAGGGAGCAGUCAAGAAACCUGUAGCAAAGGGAGCCGCUGCCAAGGGGGCGAAGACUGGAGUCAAGAAGACUGUUGCCAGGCCUGUUAAAGGUGUUGCACCCAAGGCUCAGAAGGGCGUCAAGAGCGUAAAGCCUGGUGCAGUCCAGAGAGCUCUUAAAGUUCAGAAGAAGAUCAUUAAGGGCCCCCAUGGCACCAGAGUUCGGAAAGUGAGGCCUUCCGUGCACUUCCAUCUCCCCAAGACAUUUAGGCCACCAAGGAAUCCCAAAUAUGCCCGUAAAUCAGUGCCACGGAGAAACCGAAUGGACGCCUUCAAUAUAAUCAAGUUCCCCCUGACUACUGAGGCUGCCAUGAAGAAAAUUGAAGAUAACAACACAUUAGUGUUCAUCGUUCAUACCCGGGCUAACAAGCACCACAUCAGGGCUGCCGUCAAGAAGCUGUAUGAUAUUGAUGUUGCCAAGGUUAACACACUCAUCAGGCCCGACGGUAAGAAGAAGGCGUACGUCAGACUCACCAGAGACUUUGAUGCCCUUGAUUCAGCCAACAAGAUUGGUAUCAUCUAAAUGUGUAUUCCUAUCUUGUUAAUUAAACUUCAAAAACCCA